Molecule: messenger RNA, 3204 nt
Organism: Oryzias latipes (Japanese medaka)
Lineage: Eukaryota; Metazoa; Chordata; Actinopteri; Beloniformes; Adrianichthyidae
Gene: rapgef3
Product: Rap guanine nucleotide exchange factor (GEF) 3
Biological process (GO): Ras protein signal transduction
Cellular component (GO): plasma membrane
Molecular function (GO): guanyl-nucleotide exchange factor activity
Source: RefSeq, a predicted model, not a curated record
CGCCUCUGCGCAGAGGAUGGCUGAGCACCGGAGUGCGGCGCUCCCUCCCUCACUGCGCAGACUGAGGCGCGUCAAGAGAGGUCUGAGGACGGCACGCAGGAUCUUCUCUCAGCUGAAGAGUUGUGAGGGGAGGAGGAAAACAAAAAUGCGCAGCCCUGAAUUGACGCAGUUGAGCCCCGCGGCGAUGGAUUGACGGGCUAUGAGCCAUGCGCGGGCACGCCGGGAUUCGAACCUUCAACUGGGAAAAGCGGGUUGUUCUGAUCUGAGGCGAAAUGCAUCUGUUUCGGAGUCACUAUUACCAAGUGUUCCCCAACCGCUUCAGAGUGGAGACACCGACGAUACGGGGCAUCAGCUGGACUCCACUGCCAGAGGCCUUGGAUUCAAAGGACACAAUGAAGCAGUUUCUUUCAGAUCGAGUCGUGAAGGCAGCCAGAUCGGUGUACAGCGUGAUGAAUGAGAAGAAUCCAGGCCUGAUCCGUGACAGGAAGCAUCACCUGAAAACACACAGACAAUGUUGCUCUGGAAAGGAGCUUGUUGACUGGCUUAUGAAGCAGAAUGAAUGCCUCCAAUCAAGAAGUCAGGCAGUUGGAAUGUGGCAGGUCCUGGUGGAUGAAGGGAUACUUGUUCAUGUGAAACACGAGUUGAACUUUCAGGACAAAGAGGCCCAGUUCUACCGCUUCCAGGACUCAGAUUUUGGCCUGAGCCACAUUCCAAAUGAGAAGGAAUCUGAGGAAGAGCUACAGGAGGCAUUGGCUCUGCUGUCUCAGCUGGGACCAGACGCUCUGCUCACCAUGAUUCUGCGCAAAACUCCCAGUCAAAGAACUCCAGAGGACAUCGAGGUCAUUUAUGAGGAGCUGCUUCAUGUCAAGGCUGCUGCUCAUCUCUCCACCUCAGUGCGGAAGGAGCUGGCUGCAGUCUUGGUCUUUGAGUCCCAUGCUAAGGCCGGAACAGUGUUGUUCAGUCAGGGAGACAAGGGCACCUCCUGGUACAUCAUUUGGAAAGGCUCUGUAAAUGUGAUCACACAUGGGAAGGGCAUUGUUACUACUCUCCAUGAAGGCGAGGACUUUGGGCAGCUGGCUUUGCUAAACGACGCACCUCGUGCUGCCACCAUCAUCUUAAGGGAGGACAACUGCCAUUUCCUCCGCGUUGACAAACAGGACUUUAUCCGCAUCCUCAAGGAUGUGGAGGCCAACACGGUGCGGCUGGAGGAGCAUGGGAAGACGGUGCUGGUGCUGGAACAAAGCACACAGUCAGCAAGGCAAGGAAGUGCUGGAACCAACAGCAAGUACACAGUCAUGUCAGGAACACCUGAGAAAAUCUUGGAACACCUCCUGGAAACAAUCAAACUGGACUCCAAUGGAUAUGACCCUAUAGAUCCCUGUGUUAUCGACUUUCUCCUUACACAUAAAGUCUUCAUGCCCACCAGCCAGCUGUGUCCUGCUCUACAGCACCACUAUCAGGCAGAGCUGUCAGAGGGUUCAGAGCAGGAGAAGGAUGCCUACAUUAUCGACACCAAACAAAAGGUGGUGAAGCUCAUCAGCCACUGGGUGGCAGUGUACGGCUUUCUGCUGAAAGAGGACCCUGUUGCUAUGGACUUUUUGGAGGCGAUGAAGAAAGAAGUGGCAGCUGACUCCCGUCUGUCCGGCAUGCUGAAAGAACAGUACAGGGAAAGAAGACGAACAAAAGUUUUAGAGAAUGGACACCAUUCACUCAGCAGGAACCAACACUUUGACUGGUUUUCAAACUGUGAUGAGGCACUGGGGAGGAUACAGCCAAUCAAAGCGAAGGAUAAAAUUUUGUAUGAGAUCUACAGACCGGACCAUAAAGCUCUGACUCUGAUGCUCCCAGUGGACUCUCCAGUACAGGAUGUCUUGUCAGGAGUAGUGGAACCUGGAGGAGGCCAUGUACUUGUCAAAAUGAACUCUACAGGAGAUAGAGCAGAGCUGAAGCUGGAGGCGUCUGCAGUCUACACCGCCCUUGGUCUCAAUGAGAGACUGUUCAUCUGCACAAGCAGUGAAGUGGAACAUCUGAGGCCCCUGAAAGAGCAGCAGGGCCCAGAACAAGGGACAACUGACAUCCUUGAGCAAAUAGGCUCAAAAGACAUGGCGGCUGAACUCACCAACUUUGACUGGGAGCUGUUCACGGCAGUGCAUGAGGUGGAGCUUGUGUACUACAUAUUUGGCCGUAAUAAGUUCCCGGGCGCCAUCACAGCUAACCUGGAGCGGUUUGUGCGCCACUUCAACAAGCUGCAGUACUGGGUGGUGACGGAGCUGUGCCUCUGUGAAGACCUGAUGAAGCGAGCUCUGCUGCUGAAGAAGUUCAUCAAGAUCGCUUCAGUAUUAAAGGAGCAGAAGAAUUUAAAUUCCUUUUUCGCUGUGAUGUUUGGUUUGAGCAACAGUGCCGUGCAGAGGCUUUAUAAAACCUGGGAGAGAAUACCAAGUAAAAUUAAAAGAAUAUACUGCACCUAUGAGAGGCUGAUGGAUCCAUCCCGCAACCACAGAGCCUACAGACUGGCUGUUGCUAAACUCAACCCUCCUUACAUCCCGUUCAUGCCUCUGCUGCUGAAAGAUAUGACGUUCAUCCACGAGGGAAACCCAAGCUACGUAGACAAGUUGGUCAACUUUGAGAAGAUGCGAAUGCUUGCAAAGACAGUCAACAUUGUCCGAGGAUGCAGAAGUCAACCUUAUGUGCCUUCAUCUCCUCAGAGGGGCCUGGCCGACCGGAUGUUCCUGGAAGGGCCUGCCACUCGAUUAUCAACAUACUCAGACCACAGCCUUCCCCAGCGGAGUCCCACCAACAUCCGGCUUUACAUUCAAAACCUAAAAGUCAUUGACAACCAGCGGCAGCUAACGCAGCGAUCGAGAGCCCUUGAAUGCUAGGACAUCAAACCUGGAAAACUAUAACAAAACACUGGACUUUAGAGACAGAAAAUGGAAUGCAGCUGACUGAACAAAACCUUCACACGAUCCUGGAUGACACUGGCCUCUGGAGUGUGGAGUGUGUGGAAAGCUUCCUGAAGCUCAACGGGAAUGAAAACGUGCAGGGAGGAUAGUAAUGACGACAGUGCAGAAGCAGAGGAUCAUGGGAUGCUAGUUAUAAUACUUGUACAAAUCCCUGCCAGAGUCGAUCAGCUCUAGUUUUUGUGUACCAGCCUUGUCACUAUAUAUAUAUACAAUAUAUAUAUAUAUAUAUAUAUAUAUAUAU